Messenger RNA from Colletotrichum higginsianum IMI 349063, 600 nucleotides. RefSeq names its product RasGEF domain-containing protein. The transcript has a single exon. The coding region runs from base 1 to 600 and encodes 199 amino acids. The record is from RefSeq and is a predicted model, not a curated record. NCBI's taxonomy places the organism in Eukaryota, Fungi, Ascomycota, Sordariomycetes, Glomerellales, Glomerellaceae.
AUGGCGUCGGAUCGUAUGGGAGCUCGCAAGGCUCACAGGAGUUCAGAAGGCUCCCACUUCCCCCCGAAACACUACUACGCCGAGAGAUCCACCGCCGCCGACGCUGCUCCCUCCUCGUCCUCGUCCCCCCGAAGAGCCGACCGCGACGCUGCCCACCGAUCUGCCCCGGCUGCUCCUAAGCGACACACUCCCCAUUACGCAGUUCACCGGGAGUCGUCAAUCGAGCCCUUGCGGCCUUCCGAACAGUCAGCAAGUUACCGCGACUCAAUUGUUUCCAUUGUUGAUGACCCCUUUUUCCUGCGCUUUGACGACCACAACAUCGAGGCUGCCCUUGCGUUUGACUCGCGCUGGACCACCACUACCCUAGACAGCCCCGACGACGACGACGACGACCAAAACGCAGACGACGAAGAGGAGAACGAGGCCAACAGCCAGGGCAACCAAGACGGCGAAUCAGCAGGAUCCGACCUUGAUAGCCUCCAAUUCCGCGAUGAAGACACGCCCAACGAGCGCUGGCCGCCCCCAAGAAGAGAGUCGUUGAUAAUAGGGCAUUCCUUGUACUGGGUAAUGAUGCCCCACCAGACACAGACUGCGGGGUAG